AUGCAAUUGAUCAGACUGGAGAAUCCUCUCGACCACGUUCACAUGGAAUCAAUCAGACUGGACCGGGAGAACCCUCUCGACCACGUCUACGUGAGAUCGAUCAGACUGGAGAACCCUCGCCUAAUCAAGAGGACGACCUUUUACCGGAACCCGUUCCAGGCACCCUUAGUGCGGAAGAAAAGGCUUGUCUGAAAGAUAUCGCAGCCUGGGAGCUUACUCUAUGGGCUAGAAAUCGCGAUUUCUUUCCGGAUGUUACUAUGCUCCCUCCAGACCUACUAACUCGACACUCUUCGUUUAACUGGGUUUCUCCGGUGCAAUAG
Hymenoscyphus albidus is the source of this 320-nucleotide messenger RNA. NCBI's taxonomy places the organism in Eukaryota, Fungi, Ascomycota, Leotiomycetes, Helotiales, Helotiaceae. The record is from the annotation of a GenBank genome assembly.